Molecule: messenger RNA, 1964 nt
Organism: Chelonus insularis
Lineage: Eukaryota; Metazoa; Arthropoda; Insecta; Hymenoptera; Braconidae
Gene: rho-4
Product: rhomboid-4
Exons: 6
Coding region: 564-1718 (384 amino acids)
Cellular component (GO): membrane
Molecular function (GO): calcium ion binding; serine-type endopeptidase activity
Source: RefSeq, a predicted model, not a curated record
GUGCUUCCUAUAAAGAAAAACAUGUCCAUGACGCAAAUAUAAAUUAUUUAAACAAUAUAAGACCAUUUUACAAUUGAACAAUACUAUCAAUAAGCAUGGUUUAUACUUGAUUACUGAUAAUAUUGUCGAUAAAAAAAGAGAAGGUAUUUGUCUAUCUAAAUCUUUUAAAAACAAUGAUUGCUCACUUCUGUAAAUAAAUAAUUAUAUUAACUACAUCGAGAUUUACACAUGGCCCUAUAACGUGAGAGAAUGUUUCAAUCUGACAUAUUGGUGAGCAAAAAAAGAAGCAUACAUGACUCAGUCAUUUUCCGAUUGUCGUGCACUCAACAUCUCAAUGUAUUUGAUAUUAAACUGUGAUUAAUAUCACAAACGUGUAAUGAUUAACUUCAAGUGUUAGUGUCUAUACAUUCCUCGACGCCGAAUCAUAUAUGUCUGAAAUUCUCAAGAUUGAGUUCAAAAAUUAAAUGAAUCAUCUUUUAGAGUUUUUAACUUUUGAUGAGUGUAAUUUCAUAUUUCGAUUAACUGAUUUGUAGUAAAAAGAGGAAAAAAUAAUAACAGAUCCAAUGAAGAUGAUGCGCCAAAUUUCGGAAAUUUCAUAUGUUGGAGGUUUUAGAUUAAUAAGGAUGGCGAGUGGACCAGAUAGAGAAGCUCAAGUGACCAUUCCCCUACAAUACAAUGAUAGUCAUUGGAAAAAUAUUUUUGAAAAGUAUGACUUAGAUGGAGAUGGCAGGAUAUCAUUCCAUGAAUUGAAGGCUAUGAUUCGAGGUUCUAGUUAUAAUGACGAUAUUCCUCCACGAGUUGUAAGACUUAUAAUGCAAAAAGCUGACUUGAAUGAUUCUGGAUACUUGGAAUAUCCAGAAUUUAUUGCGAUGAUUCAUAGAAAAGAUAUGCAAGGAGUUUUCGGACACUUCCUUUCUCGAUAUGUACAUACCAUGGUACCACAAAGACCCGUAGUACCAUCACAACAAGUUGUACGAGCCAAUACUGAUUUUCCGGAUGGUUUAUAUGAAGAAGAAUAUAGCUGCAGACCACCAGCAAUAGCAAUGAUAAUUAUUUCAAUUAUUGAAAUAAUUUUAUAUUUAUAUGAUGUUAUUGUAGAAAAAACUUUGACAGGACCAGUGUCUACAUUAUUUAUAUACAAUCCACACAAGAGAUAUGAAGCUUGGAGAUAUCUCACAUAUAUGCUGGUUCAUGCUGGAGUGUUCCACAUACUAGUUAAUUUGCUGGUUCAAAUCAUGCUUGGCAUUCCACUAGAAAUGGUGCAUAAAUGGUGGCGCGUUUUGAUCAUUUAUAUUGCUGGAGUGAUUGCUGGAUCUCUUGGAACUUCAGUAUCUGAUCCAGAAGUUUAUCUUGCUGGUGCAUCUGGCGGCGUAUAUGCUCUGAUCACUGCCCACGUUGCAACAAUCUUAAUGAACUGGCGUCAAAUGGAAUUCGCAGUGCUCCAGCUGUGUGUUUUUAUUGUUGUUACAUCCGUAGAUGUUGGUCAGGCCAUUUAUAAGCGUUAUGUAUUAGGAACUAAAGAUCAAAUUGGUUAUGUAGCCCAUUUUGCUGGCGCAAUAGCCGGUCUAUUAGUUGGAAUUAAUGUUCUACGCAAUCUAGAAGUGCAAACAUGGGAAAAAGUUGUUUGGUGGGCUAGUAUUUUUACUUAUACUGCAUUAAUGGCUGCUGCCAUACUCUGGAAUAUCCUUUAUCCUUCAUAUUUUCCAACUCCGAUGUAAAAAUAUUUCAUCAGUAUUUCUCUAUUAAUCAUUAGUAUUUACAAAUUUUAAUUGCUACACAAAAUUGUCAGUAUUUCGUCAAAUUUAUCAUUACGUUUUUUCAUUCAUUCAUUCAUAUUUAAUAUCCGAAUUUUAUAUUUAUAUAAGUUUGAAAUGAAACUUAGAUAUCUAUAUUAAUUUUUAAUCAGUUCAUUUUUUAUGGCAUCUUAAAAAUUAGUUUAAUAAGGAAGUAUUUUAGUAAAAAAA